Messenger RNA from Perkinsus marinus ATCC 50983, 282 nucleotides. RefSeq lists its product as hypothetical. The transcript has a single exon. The annotation marks the transcript as partial. NCBI's taxonomy places the organism in Eukaryota, Perkinsozoa, Perkinsida, Perkinsidae. The record is from RefSeq and is a predicted model, not a curated record.
AUGGAAAAUUCAUUAGAUGUUAUCGUAGAUUAUUUGGUCGUUGGAUUCGGUCGAAAUUCUGAAUUGUCGUUUGGCUGGGGGUUACACGCCACUAAGGGGAGGCUGGAUGCCAAUGUGAGAUGGCUGGAUGCCAAUGUGAGAUGGCUGGAUGCCAAUGUGAGAUGGCUGGAUGCCAAUGUUAGAUGGCUGGAUGCCAAUGCUAGAUGGCUGGAUGCCAAUGUUAGAUGGCUGGAUGCCAUUGUGAGAUGGCUGGAUGCCAAUGUGAGAUGGCUGGAUGCCAAU